AUGAUUCGACCACAGCUCAGGCAGAUUGCACUGCAUGGGGAUCGUGCCCGAUUGGGUCUGUCUACCGCUGUUCGUCACUUUUCUGUCUCGCGAGCAGUCGCUGCGGAAGGUCAGGGCAAACCAUCCCGUCAAAAUGAUCCAAGCCGAAGCCCGGCAACUUCACCCUCUCGUGGCCCUCGAACAUCGACGAAGCCCUCAACACCAGGUCCGCAAAACCGAGGCCGCCCUGCCAAGGUCAUUGAUGCCAGAUCGUUUGCCGCACCGCGGGCCGGUGGUGACUCCCCCAAGAUCAUUCGCAAUCCCAGACUGCGAAACAUGCGAAGCGGCAACCAGCCGCCGGGUCGCAAGUCCAAACCUGCGGCCUCGAAAGCAGCCGCAAAAGGUCGAAAGCAACCUCGGUCUCGAGGCCCAAAGAAAUUCGAGGCGGAUGAGGGUGAGGAUAUCCGUGCAGCGGAGAUCCAACAGAUUGAGCGGGAGCAAGCAGCUAAGGCUCGCCCGACCCCGGUCCGGUACGAGCCGCGGGAGAUGGACUUUUCCACUCUGAAGGAGACUUGGCCCUCACUUCCCACGGAUACCAAUGCUCGAUCAGCUGCGGUCCUCGAGAAGCUCUCCACCUUGAGUGGUCGCUUCCCGAAUGGAUACGUCCCACCCUACGAGCUGGGAAGGCGGAUCUGGAAAGGCCAGAGCGUUCUGUUUGACAAUGAGGCUGAAAAGGCCGAAGCCAUGGAAGAAGUCAAGCGACUGGCUCAGCUCCGAGCAGACAAAAUGUCCCAGCGAAAAGGAGACCUCGUAGAGCCUCGCGAUGUCAAAUUCCGCGCCGUCAAUGCCGAGGACACGAAGACACUGAUUGAGACAUUCGCCCAGGGAAAAUACCCCACGCUUGAAGCCCGCAAGGACCAGCCGGCCGUCCUUGGCGAGGUUAUCAGGAAUCUCCGAAACAACGGGACUUACCAGACGGCUGGCAAGCGGCCCCAAUUCCUGGCCAAAGUCGAUUCUCUUGUCUCCUCGAAUCGCGUGAAGCGCACUUGA
Penicillium cinerascens is the source of this 1029-nucleotide messenger RNA. RefSeq lists its product as uncharacterized. The transcript is spliced from 2 exons. Bases 1 to 1029 code for a protein of 342 amino acids. NCBI's taxonomy places the organism in Eukaryota, Fungi, Ascomycota, Eurotiomycetes, Eurotiales, Aspergillaceae. The record is from RefSeq and is a predicted model, not a curated record.